Messenger RNA from Coregonus clupeaformis (lake whitefish), 959 nucleotides. RefSeq names its product vesicle-trafficking protein SEC22b-B-like. Gene Ontology annotation, biological process: retrograde vesicle-mediated transport, Golgi to endoplasmic reticulum; endoplasmic reticulum to Golgi vesicle-mediated transport; vesicle fusion with Golgi apparatus. The transcript has a single exon. Bases 105 to 749 code for a protein of 214 amino acids. The record is from RefSeq and is a predicted model, not a curated record. Gene Ontology annotation, cellular component: Golgi membrane; endoplasmic reticulum membrane; ER to Golgi transport vesicle membrane. NCBI's taxonomy places the organism in Eukaryota, Metazoa, Chordata, Actinopteri, Salmoniformes, Salmonidae. Gene Ontology annotation, molecular function: SNAP receptor activity.
AACACAGACCUUUGUCAAUCUGGCUGCUGCCUGUCAUAAUUUACAGUAGCUUUCACACUGUGGCUAUCACUGCCAGGUUGAGAAUAACACAUUUCAAUCCCGAAAUGGUGCUGCUGACAAUGAUCGCUCGGUUGGCGGAUGGACUGCCGCUGGCCGCAUCAAUGCAAGAGGACGAACAGUUGAGUCGAGACCUGCAACAGUACCAGAGCCAGGCUAAACAGCUGUUUAGGAAACUCAAUGACCAGAGUCCCACACGUUGCACAUUAGAGGCUGGCUCCAUGUCCUUCCACUACGUCAUAGAAAAAGGAGUAGUCUACCUAGUGCUGUCUGAAGCAAGCUUUCCCAAAAAACUUGCCUUUGCUUACCUGGAAGACCUGCAGGCAGAGUUCCAUGAACAGCACGGGAAGAAAGUCCCCACUGUGUCUCGACCGUACUCCUUCAUUGAGUUUGACACCUACAUUCAGAAGACCAAGAAGUCGUACAUAGACAGCCGAGCCCGUAGGAACCUGGGCAGCAUCAACACAGAGCUGCAGGAUGUCCAGAGGAUCAUGGUGGCCAACAUUGAGGAAGUGUUGCAACGAGGGGAGGCCUUGUCUGCUCUGGACUCCAAGGCCAGUAAUCUGUCCAGCCUGUCAAAGAAGUACAGAAGUGAUGCCAAGUACCUGAACACUCGCUCCACCUACGCUAAGCUGGCCGCCGGAGGGGUCUUCCUUAUGCUCAUUGUCUACGUCCGCUUCUGGUGGCUCUGAGAGAGGAGAGGAGAGGAGACAGGAGGGGUUGGAGAAGAAGAGCUGAUAGAAGUUUAGCUGUGGUCUCACAUUCCAUCCAAUAUGGGAUCCCUCCUUUUAACACAAGACUGUUGAAGUAGACACACACCGACACCGCAUGUUAUUUUUCCAACUGUCUGUCCAUAGAUCUAUCAUGUAAUUACAAAUGUUAUGUUUUAUUAACAAUUACAC